AUGCACUUGCGCGUGCUGCCACGGUGUCGCCGAACCACCACAUCUUACCUGCUGCUCAUCAUGUCCGCCACGGCAGCGUCGUCGCGGCGGAAGCAGCACUACGAGUCGCUCAAGGAGGAGUCGAUGAUCCCGUUCGAGAUGGAGCUCGACGAGGCGAUCGAGCUGCCGUUCGACGUGAACGCCGUCGCACCUACAGACGUGGCGCUGAGCGCGCCGUUUGGGGGUAAAAAAAUCCCAAUGCGUGCUGCAAGGGCCGCUUCAGAGAGCAGGGUUGCAUGGAGUAACGGCAGCACCGCCAGCGUCGGAUUCGCCGUGUGCGGCAAUGGAAAGGAGCUCCCGAGCACCGCCGCAACCGCCGACGGCGUCGCCUCUCCCAUCGCCACGCCAGCCAAUGCAGCUCCCACAACCUACUCGGCGGCGGCGCCGUCACGCAUGUUGACGUGGAAGGACACCAGCGCAUCUCAGCGGCGUGCCGAGGCGCAGGCGAGUCGCCAAGACGACUUCCACCCCAUGGUCCUGUGCCCGCUGCAGAACCUGGGCAACACGUGCUACUUCAACGCGGGUGUGCAGCUGCUCGUGAACUGCCCCGCCCUCGUCUAUGCAGUGCGCAAUUCGCCGUUUGCGCGGUGGACGCGGAGCAACGGCCCCCUCACCGCCCAGGCCGUACCGAUGCCGCGGGCUGAAGCGGCACCGGCAGCGACGAAGCUGUGCCUGAAAGGGGGUGCCGCCAUCCACACACUCUUCCAGGAGUUCUCCAUCCUGCUCGCCCGCAUGGAAAUGGGAUGUGCAGCCGGUGAGAGGGCGAUCUCGCCAAUUUGUGCGCUCGACUCCCUCGCGCAGGCGUAUCCGCAGUUCGAGGGUCGAAGCCAGCAAGAUGCAGCAGAGAUGAUGACGUCGCUGCUGGCCAGCUUGGAGGAGGAGGGCGGUCAGUAUGUGGAAGUGGCACAGCUGCUACAGUCGUUUGAAGAUGCCGCGGCGCUGCGGCAGGGCGUGACUCCCUUGGCCUCCUCUCCCCGGGCGUCGGAUCCAGUGACGCGAGCUCUCAAGGGUGCCACCUCGCCUCUCUUGGAAGCCGAGACCGCGCCCUCCGCAUCGCCGCAUCGGCGCAAUUACAGCGAGCCCUGCAACAUCGAGGAGUACUCCCAAUCAUCGCUGCUCUCCUCCACUAGUGAGGACACCUUCCUGCCGGGUCCGCGCAGCGCGCACUUCUUCAACGUACUGCGGCUGAUGGAACGGGUCAAUCGCGAGAACGAACUACUUGAGCGGCGUGUGAAGCAGCGGCAAGGCAUUGCCUACACUAACUCCUUCAAGCCCCCACGGCUACACUUCAACCCGCUGCUGGACGGCUUCCGCGGGUAUACGUUGUCGGAGGUGGAGUGCCACAACUGCCGCGCGGUAUCGCGCGUAGUGAGCCCCUUUAAUGGGUUGUUGCUGGAUGUGCCGACGGCGAAGCAGCGCCGGCGCUACGCGUUGGCGCACCCGAAUGUGCCGCGCCGCGUCGACUUCGAUGGGCAGCUGCGGCAGGUGAAGAAGCCGUUUCGGCUGACCUGGUGGAACCCCCUCUCCCUCUGCGUGGCAGCGUGGAGGCAGCUGAAGCAGUUCUUCCAGGACCCGUUCCCGUACCCGCUCUGGCUGGACGAGUGCCUCGACAUUCACUUCGAGCCGGAGGUGCUGCGCGGGUGUAGCAGGUACCGUUGCGAGUCCUGCGACACCACCACCGACGCCACGAAGUCGGAGACGCUUCUUGCUCUGCCCGAGUACCUGCUCAUCUACAUGAAGCGCUUCGAGGCCGGCCGCUUCUUCAACAGCAAGAAGUCGGACUCAGUCUUCUUUCCCACCUCGUGGCGGCCGCUCACGACGACGCAGGCGAGGCAGUCGCCUAUCAACACGGACGACGCGCCGCCAGCGCUGCCGGAAUAUCUCGACCUGCGGCACUACCUGCACAGCAGCGUCGCACCGUUCGCAGAGCCGAUCCCGCCCUGUCUGUGGGGUACUGACAACGAGCCCCACCAGCAGCAUCAUGUGAGCAGGGACGAUGCCAGCACCCCCACCAGCUCCAUCGCAACCACCUACACGCUAGACGGCAUUGUCAACCACCACGGCGGCUACGACGGCGGCCAUUACACAGUCUUCCUCUACAAGGCGACGGAGGAGCGGCAGGCGUGGGUGUACAUCAGUGACGAUGAGGUGGAGCAAGCGGAGGAAGUAGUGGCGACGGAUACCGAGUACGUCCUGCUGUAUCGCCGCCAACCCCUCGUGCAGGCUGCACCAGAGUCGGACGAGGCAGAGCAGCUGCGCCGAAAGGCGUGCUACUACCUCUCUCAGUCAUCCCCCUCCUGCCCUGCCCCCAACGCCGCGGCGGCGACGACCGACGGCCCUAAAGCCAGCAAGCCUCAUAGCAGUUGCCCCUUCUCGUCCUCUUCGGCAGGCGGCGUGGCUAGUACGCCACCUCACGCGGCAACCGCGGCGACCGAGCCGUGGGUAUACAUCUCGCGCAUGUGGCUUCAGCGCGUCGCCUUCAUGCACGAGCCGGGCCCGAUUGUGAAUCGGCUGUGUUACUGCCGUCCAGAGGAUCGGGGGCGGGUGAGCAUGUAUCAGAGCAUCUUUCCAGCCACAGUGAAAGUGCCAGCGGAGGUGCCCCACGUCCACGGCCCGCCGGUGAGCUGGUUCUACGCGCCCAUCACACAGAGGGACUACGACAUUUUUUACAACGCGUUUGGUGGCAACUUAGCCGUGACGGCCAGCGAGUACGAGUCACUGCGCGCAAUGCAGGACAAGUUCUGCGCUGCCAUUGAUUUAGCGGAACGGCAGCGAGGGAGCGCAGCUCGCCCUGCUCCCCGGCACUGA
Messenger RNA from Leishmania major strain Friedlin, 2847 nucleotides. RefSeq names its product putative ubiqitin hydrolase. Gene Ontology annotation, molecular function: cysteine-type deubiquitinase activity. Gene Ontology annotation, biological process: protein deubiquitination. NCBI's taxonomy places the organism in Eukaryota, Euglenozoa, Kinetoplastea, Trypanosomatida, Trypanosomatidae. Bases 1 to 2847 code for a protein of 948 amino acids. The record is from RefSeq and is a predicted model, not a curated record. The transcript has a single exon.